UCCUUACCGUUUUCAUCCCUACGAAAAAGUCACAGUGCGUCCCUUACCAGAUCAGACUACCAGAGGCAAAUUACUGGAUCUGCCUCCCAAAGAGCCCAGGCCCCAGAGCCCACCGGAGAGCGGACUGCCAACACAACACUCCAACCCCGCAGGCGAAGAUGGCGGACGUCAGCGGCAGCGGCUUCGGGGGCCGGCGCCCGCCGGGGCUGUUGGCGAACGCGGCGAAGCGCAAGGAAGGGUUCGUGCAGCUGUUCCUGAUGGCGGGCGUCUUCAUGAUGAGCCUGCGGUCCCUGGGCCAGAAGCACCGCCUGAACGACCUCGCCGUCGACAACGCCGACCUCCGCCGCGAGCGCGAGGACCUCUCCCACCGCAUGCGGGACCUCCAGGACGCGCUUCGCAGCGAGGCGGACGCCGACUCGUCCGGCGCCCUCGCGUCCCACCUCCGCCGCAUCUUCACCGCCCACCCUGCUCCCGCGACCACCGCCGAGGACCAGUAGCGGGCUCCCUUGAGAUUUCUUCUUCUCCCGUGUUUUUUUGUUCUCCGGUCCGGUCGUGUGCUUCCCAUGUCCAGCGGUGUGGUCGUGCUCUCCUCUCUACUCCUCGUGUCGCUGCCUGACGAUCCAUGGCAGCGCACGCGAUGUGUUUGUGGAAAUGCCGCUGUGCAGACAAUUUGACUGAAAGUGUUGCUACCUCGAGACGCAUUGUUAAGACUCUAAACUUAUUUGUAUUUCAGAGUGAUCGAUCAUCGGUGCUCCUACCUGCCCUGUUAA
Molecule: messenger RNA, 770 nt
Organism: Sorghum bicolor (sorghum)
Lineage: Eukaryota; Viridiplantae; Streptophyta; Magnoliopsida; Poales; Poaceae
Exons: 1
Coding region: 159-497 (112 amino acids)
Source: RefSeq, a predicted model, not a curated record